Molecule: messenger RNA, 1809 nt
Organism: Rhineura floridana
Lineage: Eukaryota; Metazoa; Chordata; Lepidosauria; Squamata; Rhineuridae
Gene: MOB3B
Product: MOB kinase activator 3B
Exons: 4
Coding region: 487-1137 (216 amino acids)
Biological process (GO): positive regulation of protein phosphorylation; signal transduction
Cellular component (GO): nucleus; cytoplasm
Molecular function (GO): protein kinase activator activity
Source: RefSeq, a predicted model, not a curated record
AGCGUCCGCCAGAGGAGUUCGCCUUGAUUCCCUCCCCUGUUCAACCGAGCGAGUCCCGCCAGAGUCCAGGGCGUUCGUUGAUGUCGCAGCCGCGGCGCUACGCGCGAGCAAGGAUCUUUUCUUCUUUCUUGUCCGUCCACGACGCGAGGAGAAAGCCGCGUGGGCAUGCCUCUUGGCUAGUUACACUAGAUCCCACCCGCUCUUCUGCCCAACCGGAGUUCUGUCUUUGGGAAUUGGCUUGCGUGGGAUUGUUUUUACCCGUCUAGAAACGUUGGAUUGUGGAAACAGAGAGAAGCCAGAGAGAGGAGAAAAGCUACAGCCGGUCUCAACGGGUUGAAGGAACAUGAAAUUUAAGAGAUCUUUCAACAGGAAGAGCUAGAGGACAAAAGGACUUCUUACGGCUGAAAUCCCCUUAUACCUUGGAUAUACAAUUUCCUCAUUCUAGUGCCUCACUGCUUGUUAUUGGUAACUUGAAAUCUAUAAGACAUGUCCAUUGCACUCAAGCAAGUUUUUAAUAAGGACAAGACGUUCCGCCCGAAACGGAAAUUUGAACCUGGGACCCAGAGGUUUGAGCUCCACAAACGAGCGCAGGCCUCACUGAAUUCUGGGGUGGACCUGAAAGCAGCCGUGCAGCUGCCCAGUGGAGAAGACCUAAAUGAUUGGGUAGCAGUUUACGUGGUUGACUUUUUCAACAGGAUCAACCUAAUCUAUGGAACUAUCUGUGAGUUUUGCACAGAGAGGACCUGCCCAGUGAUGUCAGGUGGUCCAAAAUAUGAAUAUCGGUGGCAGGAUGAUCUAAAGUAUAAGAAACCUACAGCAUUGCCAGCACCCCAGUAUAUGAAUCUUUUGAUGGACUGGAUUGAGGUACAAAUCAACAAUGAGGACAUAUUCCCUACUAGUGUAGGUGUACCAUUCCCAAAGAACUUCCUCCAGAUCUGUAAGAAGAUCCUGUGCAGGCUAUUUAGAGUGUUUGUUCACGUCUAUAUUCACCACUUUGACCGCAUCAUCAUCAUGGGAGCUGAGGCCCAUGUCAACACCUGUUACAAGCACUUUUAUUAUUUUGUGACAGAGCUUGCUCUCAUAGACCGCAAGGAACUAGAGCCUUUGAAAGAGAUGACAGCCAGGAUGUGUCACUAAAGAACCACUGUUGAGUGAAAGAAAAAUGCAAUUUCCUGCUAACUGAAGAAGGCCUAAAGGACACACCAGCCCUUGCAGGCAAAACCUGCCUAGUUUAAUCCUUAGAAAGCAAGAGUGUAAGGGACAGAAGAUGAUUGCUUUCACAGAUACUUUCCACAGUUAUGUAUGCUCUUAACCCUAAAAAUGCUGCUCAGUACCUCCUUGGAAUGAUGUGGAUUGCUUGAAAAGAAAGGAAGAAACUAUUCUUUUUCUAUAUUCCCUGAAUGAGUGAGGAGGAGUUCAUCAGACUGCAAAGUGAUUCCAUCCACGUUCCUGUUCUUAAAGCUUUACUGCAAUUUUGGUUUCUCGGUAUACUUUUGAAACUAAAUUUAUUGUUAAAAGUUACUAACUGUGGUUAUAAGUACAUUGUUGUCAUGUACAGUACAUGUUAAGAGCCUCAGCAGAGUUUCUGAUUGCCUUUUCCAGACCACCAAACCAGCUUAGAAAGUAACUCUCAGCCUGUCUUUUGCCUAAAAAAUAAAUAACAAUGCUGUGCAUUGUUUGACCGGAAACUGAGAUUAAUAUCUUAGACAGCAAUCUUUGUUAUCCAGAGCCCAGAUAAAGAAGAAACCAGUCACCCAGUGGAACAGAGAAACUGCUUUUCCAUUUAAAAUGGUCAUGAAUUUCAAAACA